Messenger RNA from Emiliania huxleyi CCMP1516, 1297 nucleotides. RefSeq lists its product as hypothetical. Lineage: Eukaryota; Haptophyta; Isochrysidales; Noelaerhabdaceae. The annotation marks the transcript as partial. The record is from RefSeq and is a predicted model, not a curated record. Gene Ontology annotation, molecular function: protein binding. The transcript has a single exon.
AUGGCGCGGGCGACCGAUCCGGGCGGGGCUGCGGCUGUGGUGGCACAUAUGGGUGCUCACGCUGCGGAUGUGGAGGUGCAGCGGGCUGGCUGCGACGCGCUGGGGGUCAUGGCUGCCGGCAGCGACGUGUGCAAGCAGGCGGUGGUGGACGCGGGCGGGGCUGCGGCUGUGGUGGCGGCGAUGCGUGCUCACGCUGCGGCUGUGGAGGUGCAGCGGGCUGGCUGCGGCGCGCUGGGGAUCAUGGCUCUCGGCAGCGACGCGCGCAAGCAGGCGGUGGUGGACGCGGGCGGGGCUGCGGCUGUGGUGGCGGCGAUGCGUGCUCACGCUGCGGCUGUGGAGGUGCAGCAGCACGGCUGCGGCGCGCUGCGGAUCAUGGCUGUCGGCAGCGACGCGCGCAAGCAGGCGGUGGUGGACGCGGGCGGGGCUGCGGCUGUGGUGGCGGCGAUGCCUGCUCACGCUGCGGAUGUGGAGGUGCAGCAGCGGGGCUGCGGCGCGCUGCGGACGAUGGCUCUCGGCAGCGACGCGUGCAAGCAGGCGGUGGUGGAGGCGGGUGUGGCUGCUGUGGUGGCGGCGAUGGUCGGACACGCUGCGGAUGUGGAGGUGCAGCAGGAGGGCUGCGGCGCGCUGUUGAACAUGGCUGCCGGCAGCGACGUGUGCAAGCAGGCGGUGGUGGAUGCGGGCGGGGCUGCGGCUGUGGUGGCGGCGAUGCGUGCUCACGCUGCGGCUGUGGAGGUGCAGCAGUACGGCUGCGGCGCGCUGCAGAACAUGGCUGCCGGCAGCGACGCGUGCAAGCAGGCCAUCCUUGGCGCGGGCGGCCUUGCCGCCCUCGUUGCAGCUGGCACCGCCCACCCCCCUUGCCACGCCCGCGUCUCUGUGUCUGUUCGCCACUUGCUUGGCGACCUCGGCGCCUUCGCCCUCACCGCUCCAGCGCCUCCACCGCCACCGCCGCCAGCAGCGGUGGCGCCGCUUCCCACUGCUGCUGAGCUCGCUGAGGCUGAGCGGGCGCGCCAGCGCGCCGAGCAGCGGGCGCAGCAGGAGCAGGCGCAGCGGGAGGAGGCGGAGCGGCGCGCGCGGGCCUCCCAGCAGGGCCAGCACGGGCUUCAGCAACAGCUGACUGCUGCCCAGCAGACGCAUGCGCGACUUCGGGCAGAAAAUGCGCAGCUGAGCGCCGCGUCCCAGUCGGCGAGGACGUCCGCCAUCGACAGGCUUGUCGAUACGGUCGACAGCAGCUCGCCUGGCGGCACCGUGCUGUCCGUGGCUGCUGGACCGCUCGCCCACUUCAACAGCCAAUACCAGA